AUGUGGCCCUCAGGCCGGCUCUUCGGCCUCCAGGUCAGCCCGCUUCUUACAGCCGGCUUUGGUGUCGCCUGGGAAUGCCCUUCAUAUGCCGAGGAUGGAUACGCAAGAGAGACAGAAAUUGAGCUGCGGUCGAAAUUAGAAGUUCCGGGGAUAGUUUGCCUGCCGAAGCACACUGGUCCCCAUGCGUGUGCCGUCUUUCUGGCGGGUUCAGGACCCUGUGACCGAGACUCGAGCAUCGGCUCGUUGAAACCCUUCAAAGAUCUCGCGCUAGGUCUUGCGCAGGGAGGUAUUGUAUCCGUACGAUUCGACAAAGUCACGUUGAGACACGGCCAGAAGUUCAGGAACCGAUCGUCUUUGACAAUAGCCGACGAAUACUUUGACCAAGCCAAUGCUGCUAUCGAAUAUGCGUCUCAGUACCCAGAGAUUGACUCGGACCGCAUUUUCUUGCUUGGGCACAGUCUCGGUGCCACUAUUGCUCCAUAUCUGGCCCAAGUCGACAACCGAAUUCGUGGGAUCGUUCUUCUGGCACCACCUGGCGAGGCCGUGUACAAAGCCUACGUCCGACAGCUUCGGUACUUUGCUUCACUGGACAGCGAUCUAGUCGAGUCCACACAAGAGCUCAUUGCAGACGCCGAGAAGAAAUCAGACGCCGCAGACAGACUGGGCCCUGAUUCAACUACCGCUCCUCGGGACCUCCCGUUCAGUCUACCAGCCUGCUAUUGGAACAGCUGUCGUGAGCUUGACCCCAUUGGAACUUGCAAGGCAAUGGACAAGCCAAUAUUAUUGCUGCAAGGCUCCCGUGAUUAUCAAGUGACAGUGGAGGAUAAUUUCACGGCCUGGAAGAGCCAGCUUCGUUCUAAGCAAGACGUGGCCCUGGGCGUGCUUGAAGACCUUGAUCAUUGCUUUAUUCGAGGAGAGGGUCUAUCAAUUCCCGCAGACUACGAUAAAGCAGGAAACGUGGAUGCAACCGCUGUUGAUACCAUCACCGAGUGGAUCAUGAGCACCUCUGGUGGUCCACACAGCGGUGCAUGA
Emericellopsis cladophorae is the source of this 1032-nucleotide messenger RNA. RefSeq lists its product as uncharacterized. The coding region runs from base 1 to 1032 and encodes 343 amino acids. Gene Ontology annotation, molecular function: carboxylic ester hydrolase activity. The transcript has a single exon. Lineage: Eukaryota; Fungi; Ascomycota; Sordariomycetes; Hypocreales; Bionectriaceae. The record is from RefSeq and is a predicted model, not a curated record.